GAAACACCGCUGUUUAUAAACUGGAAAUACAAACAGACGCUGUUAGCUCGUUUAGCUCGUCGGCGUCGAGUACACGGUCCGUGACAUGUCGACAGGUUGUUAGCGGCGGGUUUAUCCGCCCUCGGCAGAAGGUUGAUACGCCGUGUUAGCAGCCCGGUGGGUCGCUUUUAUUCAGAGUAAAUGAAAACACGGUGAGCAGGUCAACAUGGAGCAGACAGCCAGCGUCAACGCAGAUCCUGUUCAGCGCCCUGACAGCGCUGGUAGCUCGUUGCACAUUGUGGCGCAACUGGGCUGCUUUUUGGCUCCUUGGAUUGUGCAACAACUUUGCUUAUGUGGUAAUGCUGAGUGCCGCUCAUGACAUCCUAAAAAAACAAGAGUCAGGAAACGCCACAGCAUCUUCUUCAGUGACGCUGGCCGUGGAUUUCCAGGGUGGGAACAGCAGCAACAGUAGCCGCUAUGACUGCAAUCCUGUCUCUACUGCGGCUGUGCUGUUAGCCGACAUCCUCCCAACACUCGUCAUCAAGCUGUUUGCUCCCUUUGUGAUCCACAAACUGCCUUAUGGGUUUCGAGUGUUGUUCUGUGUCUUCAUGGCAGCAACAAGUUUCCUCCUUGUGUCUUUCUCCUCAGCUGUGUGGAUGAGCAUUCUGGGAGUGAUCUUUGCCAGUUUCAGCGCUGGACUGGGAGAACUGUCCUUCCUCUCUCUCUCUGUCUUCUUCAGCAGGGGUGUACUGGGAGGCUGGGGUUCGGGUACUGGUGGUGCUGGUGUUGCCGGAGCCCUCCUCUACUCAGGCCUCACUCAAGCCGGCCUGUCGCCCCAAGUUACACUUCUCAUCAUGCUGGUGGUCCCGUUGGGCAUGUUGAUUAGCUACUUCUUCCUGCUGGUUCCUCCACCUUCAUUACCUCAGUGGACAAACAGGGAGGCACAAUAUGUAGCUGUGGGCUCAGAGGAGAGACGACGGUUGAUGGAUGGACCAGAAGAAGACGAGCACGAUAAAUCAAGGCCAGAGGACACCACUGGACCCCUCACCUUCACAGAGAGACUGCACAUCAUCAAAGGCCUGCUGAAGUUUGUGUUUCCCCUGGGACUCGUCUACUUUGCAGAGUACUUUAUCAACCAGGGCUUGAUGGAGCUCCUGUAUUUCCCCAACUUUUUCCUGUCCCAUGCAGAGCAGUAUCGCUGGUAUCAGACGCUGUACCAGGUUGGUGUGUUGGUGUCUCGCUCCUCCCUGUGCUGUGUAAAGAUCAGGAAACUCUGGACUCUCUCUCUGCUACAGGUGGUGAAUGCUGUGCUGCUCCUGUUCGCAGUGCGUUACCUUUUCCUGCCCAGUGCCUGGCUGGUGUUUGUUAUUAUCCUCUAUGAGGGACUGCUGGGUGGAGCUGCAUAUGUCAACACUUUCUAUUUCAUCAGCAAGGAGACUGAAGACAGACAGAGGGAGUUUGCCAUGGCUGCUGCCAGUGUAGGAGACAGUCUGGGCAUAGCUCUGGCUGGACUUGCUGCUUUCCCCGUCCACAGAUACUUCUGUUCCCUAUGACCCAGCCUACACACCGACCAAGCAGGAUGAAUAAGAAAGACGUGGGUGCCUUCCAUUUGAGGGAUUUAAAAAAAAAUUUGAAAUGAGUUAGAGACCACCAGACUAAAGCAGACUUUACUCCCACAUAAAAAUAUUGACUCUUCAUGCUGUAUUAAAUUUGGAUUCAGCACUAGUAAGUGACAUACAUGCUGUGAGCGGCCAUGAUCAGAGUCCAAGAUCCCACGACUCAAGUGGUUUUCAAGAGGAAGUCAUGCUAAUACCUUAUUGAACGUAAUCGUGUGUUUGGGGUUUGCUGCUUUGCACAAGCUGCUUCACAAGAAAAACCUCCCUGUGGUUCUAUAGUGAAAUACGUUUGUGAGGCAAUGAAGGCAGGACAGGAAGUUCGGUUGGAGUAAAGUUCUUAGGUGACAAUAAACAUAACUUGUGAUGUUAAUUAGACAUUUUUUAUUUAUAUUGACCACUGAUGGUGUGAGACAUUUUAUUUCUGUUAUGUCAUUAUUAUAUUUUGAUGUUGUGUCCUCAGUACUGGCACACAACUGAAUGGCUUAACACAGUUAAAGUUGCUUCUCUGGCUCUCUCAAUAGGUACGAUUGAUUCAUGAUUCCUUCUGUAUUUUAGAACCAGGCUGAAUCAUGUUAUUGAUUAACUGACGGACACAUGUCGUUACUUUUGUUUUGCUGUUCAGUCACUGAUGCUGUUAAAACAGGUCAUGACUGAAGUGACCAAAAAUGCUUUUUAACACAAGUUUCUAACAAAGGUCAUUUUAUGUAGAUUAACAUUUUAGACUAUAUAACAUCUGGAAACAUGUCCAGAGCUUUAAGAUGCUAAUAAUGAAUUUAUGUGAAAUCAAUGAAAGGAUGUCACAACUAAAGACAUGAUUGACAUUUUUGGGUAUUCCUGUUACCAUUGUUAAGAUGACCAGGACAUUUUGCCUUUGUUAUUCUGCUUUUAUGUUUUAUUAAAGUAAUCUUACUAAACUUGGUUUAAAUGUCAUCUUACAAAUGGUUUCAAUCGUCACAAUAAUAAUGAUCAAAUAAGAUGUCUUAAUACACGCAUACUGAUGUGCACAAUCCUACUGAAUUUUAACUACUAACAUUUAUAUCAUGCUGCUACUGUUUAUUCUUUCAGUCGUUUGUGUAAAUCUGCAAGAAGUUUUGAAUUGUUAAUAACUGUCACAAUGUAAAUAAAAUAUGAAGUGCA
This is a messenger RNA of Larimichthys crocea (large yellow croaker), 2732 nucleotides long. It is a transcript of the gene cln3, whose product is annotated as CLN3 lysosomal/endosomal transmembrane protein, battenin. Gene Ontology annotation, cellular component: membrane; lysosome. Lineage: Eukaryota; Metazoa; Chordata; Actinopteri; Sciaenidae. Gene Ontology annotation, biological process: lysosome organization; regulation of intracellular pH. Bases 339 to 1532 code for a protein of 397 amino acids. The record is from RefSeq and is a predicted model, not a curated record. The transcript has 15 exons.